Hyla sarda is the source of this 2439-nucleotide messenger RNA. RefSeq names its product cyclin D2 (gene CCND2). The transcript has 10 exons. Gene Ontology annotation, biological process: positive regulation of G1/S transition of mitotic cell cycle; regulation of cyclin-dependent protein serine/threonine kinase activity; mitotic cell cycle phase transition. Lineage: Eukaryota; Metazoa; Chordata; Amphibia; Anura; Hylidae. Bases 1039 to 1761 code for a protein of 240 amino acids. Gene Ontology annotation, molecular function: cyclin-dependent protein serine/threonine kinase regulator activity. Gene Ontology annotation, cellular component: cyclin-dependent protein kinase holoenzyme complex; cytoplasm; nucleus. The record is from RefSeq and is a predicted model, not a curated record.
AUUUCCUCUGGACAGGUUUUGAUGAAUCUCCCCCAUAGAUCCUGCUGAUGUUGGCGCCAUAACGGCUCGAUAAAUAUAGCGACCGGGCCGGCCAAGGAAGUGUUACAAUCUGACGCCUUUGCGAUGUUCUGGUCACAGCCAUGAAGACGGAAGGAUUGUAACCUGGAAAGACAAGAACGGCCAUCUACAAUGGAUACCCAUCACAUACAAUGACAGAAGGACAUACCAGGACUCCUGUGAUUUGGUAACCACAGACCUUCUUCAGCAAGUACUUUCUUAUAUGGUGGAAGUCAUCCUGUAGGCUCGGAGAGUUACCUAACAUGGCGCUUUGUAUAAGACCCUCAAACAUCAGUCACUCAAUGAUGACAAAUUAACCAUCACUUUGGAGCGGUCAAGUCAACGUCAGAUCGGCAGUAAAGUGGUGAUCAUGUUCAUGGAGCUUCAUGGCCAUGCUCUGGUUCAGAAGGUACUCAAGAAGACUGGAAUGGAAUGACCUUCUGUCCUUCUACUAAAGAAAAGUUUGGCAACAUGGGAUAUUGUGUUGGAACUUAUGUUAUAUAGAACUGGAGGAGGCGGUGAUGGGACAUGACCUGAAUCAACAACGUUUGAUGAGACAAUUCCAGGUCUCAAAUGAAGAUAUUGACAAGUUUGAUUGACAAAUUGGUCAUUGGCCAUCAAUGGACCAUAUCGAUUGCAUGGUUCCAAUUUAUUUCUGAAGCCCUGUCUGGAUUGGGUCUUAUUUGUCCAUGCCGAAUCCAUGCACUCAUUCCUGGCGCAAUGUGCCAUAACUAGCCAUGUUCAGAAGUCCAUUUGCUCCUUAUCAAGGUCUACGUCUUACUAAGAACCACAGCAGAGCCCAGCUUCAGUCUACCAAACAGAAGUCCAAAACCAUCAUGGAGGAGCUACAUUUGGAUGAUACUAUUUAUAUGAAACUCCAAGACAAAAAUUCACAACCGGCAACCCUACUUUUCGUCAUAUGGCUUCCCAUCGAUUCCUUGGUAAGAGGACUUAGCCCUCCACAUAUGGAAUCACACGGACAUGGACUUUGAACACGAGAAAUGUCUGUAUCUUGUGAAUGUGGUCUGCGAGGAGCAAAAGUGCGAAGAGGAAGUAUUCCCAUUGGCAAUGAACUAUCUGGACAGGUUUUUAGCUGUUAUUCCCACCAGAAAAUGCCAUCUGCAACUCCUGGGGGCUGUCUGCAUGUUCUUAGCUUCCAAACUCAAAGAGACUAUUCCAUUAACCGCAGAGAAACUUUGCAUAUACACUGACAAUUCAAUCAAACCCCAAGAGCUGCUGGAGUGGGAGCUGGUGGUGCUAGGAAAAUUGAAGUGGAACCUCGCUGCCGUGACCCCGCAUGACUUUAUCGAACAUAUAUUGAGAAAGCUGCCAUUAUCUAAAGAUAAACUGCUCAUGGUCCGGAAGCAUGCACAGACCUUCAUUGCACUCUGUGCCACAGAUUUUAACUUUGCCCUGUACCCACCAUCUAUGAUAGCGACUGGAAGCGUAGGAGCCGCAAUCUGUGGGCUGCAGUUGGACGACGCAGAAAGCGACCUCUCCGGCGAUAGUCUGACGGAGCACUUGGCUAAGAUCACUAACACAGAUGUGGAUUGCCUUAAAGCUUGUCAAGAACAGAUCGAGUCUGUGCUAGUCAGCAGCCUUAGACAAAACAGACCGCCCAACCAACAAAGGAACGCUGUCAAGUCUGUGGACGAACUGGACCAGGCCAGCACCCCUACAGAUGUGCGGGACAUCAACUUGUAAAGGCGUUCUGCAGAGAAAGAGUCUUUCCCUUGUUCUGUAUUUUCUAGAACAAACCUGUUUAUACCUGCUCUCCCACUUAGAUUUAAAAAAAAAAAAAAUAUUUAAAUACUAUUUUAAAUACAAAAAAAAAAGAAAAAAAAAUUCUCGUUUUUGUUGCCUGUGAUGAUGUCCUUUUAGAAGGGAAUCCCACAAUAUAUUUGAUAAAUGCUGUUCUUAUUAUAUAUUGUUAAAUUUAAGUGCUUUAUGUAAGCAAAAACAGUAGAUAAUUGUCAGCCUGCAUCUGUGGGCUAAAACGUAGGUAAACUUUUUUUAUAUUUGUAGUCGCUUACACCUCUCGAUAGAUGUCAGAGAGGACGUGGGCGCCUUUUAUAUGUGGUUUUCAUAUGUAGAUUGCAAAGCAAAAGACUAAUGGAUUCUAGAGGGCAACGGAAAGUGCGAUCCCUAAAAAGACUUAAAGCCUAUUUUUCGGGCGAUGAUUUGGGAUUGAUGUUGUUUUUUUUUUUUUAUUUUAUUGUUUAAUCUAAAGAGAGGUGCUUUCUGAGUCUCCUAUUUAGUUCUGUUUACUUUUGCUGUCUAUGGUAGCUGCUACCGAAAAAAAAAAAGAUGCUUUAUUUUUGCAAACCUGAGGCAGGUGUUUUGUAUUUUUUUUUUUUCUAAACUAUUUUUGAUUUCCAAUUU